UAUUUGUCAGUUCUUCUAAGCACUCUACAGGAAGCUCGAUGUGACCGCUUUUUCUUGCGCCAGAUCUCCCCUCUAGGAAAACUAGGCAAUGCUGCCGAGAGUUCCAAAGGAUGGUCGGGAAAUGUUUAAAAGUUCAGGAGGGACUUGCUGAGCUUUUGUUUCACCACCUCGUUGCAAUCACUGUCGUGGUUUUCUUAAAGGUGCACGAUUUUCGUUAAUCACCUAUUGUUUGCAAAUCAAUGGUUAAGAUCAACAUCGUUCUUUGUCAUGACCUUUGUGUUUUCCGUUUAAAGACAAGAGGCGCAGUUCCGGUGAACUUUCCGAGAAAAACCGGAAGUGCUUACAGGCAAAAUUAAGCGGUUACAAAGCCGUUGAGCUGUUGUGGUUGGAAGCAAGUAACAAUUCAUUUUCUUAUCUAGCGGUUUUCUUCUCCACAGUUUCACUCCAUCGACUUUCAAAACUUUGAAAAACAACCAUGUGGCUUUGGGAUUGGUUGGUACAAGACGACACCUUAACAGGAAAACUCCGAGCUUUCUCGGUGAGGCAUGUGAAGAUUUCUGAGGAAGACAUGACUCGCACCAGAAAGUUAGUGAAAGACUAUAUUGAGGACCGGAUCAUGGCGUACUGUCGACAGAAUUCCGAGCUUCCGAUACUGAAUUUGCAGUAUACCGGCAGCGUGUACGAGAGACUGAAAACUGAAGCUGCCGAUGAAGUAGAUGUCAUGGUAGUACUGAAGACGUCGAAGCCUUGGUUUUGGGGCGAUCCUGAGGUAAUGAAGGAAGAAACAGGCUUCCCAGGCUACGUGCGACUCAAAGCAACCGUGGACUCGAAACUUCGCAGAUAUGUUAGUUCAGAGGGGUACAUAAUUCCCGGACGACUCCGCGAGCGCUGGUUCUUCAGUCUUGUUUCACGAGCAGUUACAGAUUUAAGAGUAAAUUCGCCGGGGUCCAACCUCGACUUCGUUGUACGUCAACAUGGGCCUUCUGUUCAACUGGAUAUCUUCAGCAAAGAAACCGGGUGGAAGCUUUUGUCAGCGGAUCUCGUCCCUUGCUUUCAAAUUGGGACGGAUGAAUAUUUCGUGGCAAAGCAACACACUAGAGACGAACGGCUUUGGAGGCGGUCAUUUUCACUGGAGGAAAAACGGCUGCUGAAGUGCAUGGAUAAAGAUGACCAUGGUUGCAGACACGAGCUCCUGAGGAUUGUGAAGACCAUCGUCAAUAGGGAGAGAACAUCUCUGGGACAACUGAGGUCAUACUACCUGAAGACAGCCUUCAUGCACUACAUCAAGGAGAAGCCUUCCAAUUGGAAUGGAAGGAAUUCACUGGGGGAACACUUUGUCGGAUUCUUGGCUGCAUUGCAGGCUUUCCUGGAGAAAAGAAACCUGCCAAAUUACUGGCUUCCUGAAGUAAACCUCUUGGAUGAGAUCCCCAACCCGGUGGUUGUUGGGAAUAUGGCGUAUCGUCUGAAACGAAUCCUCAACAGCGAAGUAGAGCGAAACAAAAUACUUGAAUAGCAGAGAGGACUCUAUGAAUGAACUUAUCGUUGACACUGUUUUAGUUGAGUGCUACUUGUCAUUAAAUUUUCAUUGAGUCCAUCAAAAAUUCACAUACAAUUAUUUUGCCAAAUCAGUUAUUUGGUAAGUCCUUUAAAAUUUGUUAUAACCAAGGUUGUAAGUGCUAAAUAAUAACCACUUCCUAUUUCAUUCAAAU
Molecule: messenger RNA, 1709 nt
Organism: Pocillopora verrucosa
Lineage: Eukaryota; Metazoa; Cnidaria; Anthozoa; Scleractinia; Pocilloporidae
Product: cyclic GMP-AMP synthase-like receptor 3
Source: RefSeq, a predicted model, not a curated record